Molecule: messenger RNA, 599 nt
Organism: Racocetra fulgida
Lineage: Eukaryota; Fungi; Glomeromycota; Glomeromycetes; Diversisporales; Gigasporaceae
Source: the annotation of a GenBank genome assembly
AUGUCUACCAUGCAAAUGGAUGUUUCUGACAUUGAAGUGAAAAAAGAAGGGACUUUAAAUAGUCCUGUGCACUUUAACAGUUUUACUGAACAAACAGUUUCUUCCCUUAAUGAGAAGGAAGCGGAACAAAUUAGUAAUAGUGGUCUUUUACAUGAAAUAAAUGAUCCUAUUGAUACUAUUGAGGUUAAUCCCAACGAAAAUAAUCCGUUGCCUGGUAAUUUAGAUAGACCAAGCCAAAACCUUGAUGAUAACGACAAUACAAAUAACUCUUCUAGUAGUUCAAAUGUGGUUGAUUUGGUUGAUUACCAGUCAAAUGUUUCAAAUAAUAUUUCUUAUAAUUCCUUAGCAGCAGCACCUUCAACGCAGAAGACCAUCUCCCUCCCUUCGGCAGCGGAACCUGCUUCUUGGCAAAUUCCACCAAGUGCUUUGCAGCAAAAGAAACCUUUGAAAAAUAUGCAGUUUGAAAAGUACGAAAAUCGUAUUUCAAAGAAUGUUUACGAUACAGAAGCAUGGUUAGGUCUCCUUGCUGAAGUACAAGCUAAGGCGGAUAUUGAUAAAGUCAGAGAUGUUUUUGAAAGGUUUCUGCAAAAAUUUCCUAC